CUUCCACACAACGCUUCCGCUGCCGAUAGCCCGAUACCGCGAGUGAGGGUCGAUGGCGACGGACGGGGAGUGCUCCACGCCGGGGAAGGGGGCGACGGUCCGGAGCCACAGCGAGGCGGAGCGCAAGCGGAGGCAGCGCAUCAACGCCCAUCUCGCCACGCUCCGCACGCUCGUCCCCUCGGCCUCCCGGAUGGACAAGGCGGCUUUGCUGGGCGAGGUCGUGCGGCACGUGCGGGAGCUGCAGGGCAGGGCCAACGACGCGACGGAGGGCGUGGUGGACGUCGUUCCCGGGGAGACCGACGAGGUGGGCGUCGAGGAGGACGACUACCUCCUCAACGCCGGGCCGACGGACGACGAACCCCGGUGGCGGCGUCGCGUUCGGGCGUGGGUGUGCUGCGCUGACCGGCCGGGGCUCAUGUCGGACUUGGGCCGCGCCGUGCGUUCCGUCGGCAGCGCGCGCCCCGUGCGCGCCGAGAUCGCCACCGUCGGCGGGAGGACCCGUAGCGUCCUGGAGCUGGAGCACGUCUGCCACGAGGCCGGACCAGCCAACGACAGGGCGGUGGCGCUCUCCACCCUGCGCGCCGCGCUCCGCACCGUGCUGUUCAACCGGGAGGAGCUCCUCGCCACCGCCGCCGCCGUGGACGGAUACAAGCGGCCGCGCCUCUCGCCGGUGCAGCAGCUCAGCUAGGCUAGCUCUAGCUAGCACCCAUGCAACGACGCCAGGGCAGCAAAACGGAGGGGACAAUGCCGUGUACACGACAGCGCCAUGGUUGCCUGUUUCGUGUUGCUACUUGCUACAGGCGAAUCUGCGUACGUACGUGUCGUUUCGCCUGCCAUGGUCGGUUCGCGUACUUGCAAGCAGCACUAGGAGACCUGUCAGGUAUACAACUGUGGCGGUGGUUGAAUUUUGCAGCUUGCCUCGUGUGGUGCACUCUUGUGUUUUUUAAUUUUUUUUCAUCAAGUUUGGAUUGAAAAAAAAAGACACAACAGUUGUGGUGCACUGUUGUGCUGAAUUCUUC
Triticum dicoccoides is the source of this 1019-nucleotide messenger RNA. RefSeq names its product transcription factor AIG1-like. The record is from RefSeq and is a predicted model, not a curated record. Lineage: Eukaryota; Viridiplantae; Streptophyta; Magnoliopsida; Poales; Poaceae. Bases 53 to 688 code for a protein of 211 amino acids. Gene Ontology annotation, biological process: regulation of DNA-templated transcription. Gene Ontology annotation, molecular function: DNA-binding transcription factor activity; protein dimerization activity. The transcript has 2 exons.